Polyodon spathula (Mississippi paddlefish) is the source of this 2250-nucleotide messenger RNA. RefSeq names its product ferroptosis suppressor protein 1-like. Gene Ontology annotation, cellular component: mitochondrion; cytoplasm. NCBI's taxonomy places the organism in Eukaryota, Metazoa, Chordata, Actinopteri, Acipenseriformes, Polyodontidae. The record is from RefSeq and is a predicted model, not a curated record. Gene Ontology annotation, biological process: apoptotic mitochondrial changes; positive regulation of apoptotic process. Gene Ontology annotation, molecular function: electron-transferring-flavoprotein dehydrogenase activity; flavin adenine dinucleotide binding. The coding region runs from base 418 to 1539 and encodes 373 amino acids. The transcript has 9 exons.
CUUUCAUGUUUGUAACUCGUGACAAAAAAACAAAAACAACAACAAUAAAGAUGCGUGUAAAAAUCCUUAGGGAUCACACUGAGCGUGACUAAGCAGUAAUCAGAUUAUUCUAGUCUGCUUUGAUCGUUUUGUGUAUCGUUAAUGUCGCACGGAUACAAUGAAAGCAUUGAGUUAAAGUGAUGUAAAAGUCAUAGUUUCUCAGGCGCCGUGCUUUUGGCAGUGUGCACGCCGUAGUUGUACUCUCUGUAAGCAGUUUUUAUGCAGACUUGUGUACCUCGACGGAAAAUGUGUUGCAUUACAAGCACACACUUUUAAAUAUCAAUUAUAUUCGUUCCUUUUUAAAAAAAAAUAAACCUUGGAGUUGCUUUUGCUUGGACUUAAGAAGUUGCUCUGUGUGAAGGGUAGCUCCAGUCCAGUAUGGGAGCUCAGCUCUCUGUGGACCCCAGUGUCCACGUCGUGAUCGUGGGCGGCGGGUUUGGGGGGAUUGCGGCGGCCCGACAGCUCAAGAGCAAGGGGGUCCCCUUCACCCUGCUGGACCUCAAGGAUGCCUUCCACCACAACGUAGGGGCGCUGCGGGCCUCGGUGCAGACAGGGUUUGCUCGGAAGACUUUUAUACCCUACACAGCCACGUUCGGAAAGAGUUUCAAGCAGGGCAGGGUGGUCAGGAUUGACCUGGAGACACAAGCAGUAGUUCUGGAGGGAGGAGAGCAAUUGAAGUUCUCUCACCUUAUCCUGUCCACCGGCAGCGAGGGAGACUUUCCAGGCAAAUUUAAGGAGCCGGUUACCAUGGAAACAGCCAUCCAGCAGUAUGAAGACAUGGUGAAGGAGGUUCAGGCUGCAGAGAGGAUCGUGGUGGUCGGAGGGGGAUCUGCAGGAGUGGAGAUGGCUGCUGAGCUCAAAACAGACUAUCCCAGUAAAGAGGUGACUCUGAUCCACUCCCGUGUGGCCCUGGCUGAUGUGGAGUUGCUCCCGAGUGUGCGGCAGGGAGUGAAGGAGGGGCUGCUGCAGAAGGGGGUCCAGCUGCUGCUGAGUGAGAAGGUGAGUAACCUGGCUGACCUCUCCGUCAACGUGACUCAGAAGGGCAUGAAGGUGUUAACGGACAAGGGGUCGGAAGUGGUGGCUGACCUCGUCAUCCGCUGCACAGGGAUCCACGUGAACUCUGCAGCGUACAGCUCCGCGCUGGGGGACAGGCUGGCGGAGAACGGCGCACUGAGGGUCAACGCUCACCUGCAGGUGGAGGGGCUCCAGAACGUCUACGCCAUCGGAGACUGCGCCCACCUGCAGGAGCCCAAGAUGGCAUACCACGCGGGACUGCACGGGGCUGUGGCAGCUGAAAACAUCAUCAGCACCCUGAGAAACAAGCCACUGCGCUCCUACACACCAGGCUGUCUGACCAUGCUGGUGACUCUGGGCCGGAACGACGGCAUCGGCCAGAUCAACGGCUACAAGGUGGGCAGCCUGGUGGUCAGGAUGGCAAAAAGCAAGGACCUGUUUGCUGGGAAGAGCUGGAAAGACAUGGGACAGUCUAUUCCACAGUGAACUGGGACCAGUACCACAACUGGGAAUGGAGCAGCCUGCACCCCAUGGAGUACACUAUAUAAACUAAAUAAAAAGUUUGAUAUUCAUGAAUUUUCCUUGACGUUGUCCAUACCGAACAGUUUACCACCAUCAUAAUUUAUAUAUAUAUAUAUAAGACCUGGUCUUUUGCUGAGCUAUCUCCACUGUAUUUUUGAUAGUGUGGCUUAUUCUUGUCAUUGUGGUUUUAAAAUGAAAAUAUGUGUUUACUAUAGCGUGUGUUUCUUUCAAAACUGCACACUUGAGAAUGGAAUAAGGAAUGGCAGUGCACAAGCUGCAAGUCCUAACAUGCUUAGUCUGUUAGCUGUAACCAUCUUCAAGUGCUGUAAACGGGGCCCACUGUGACAAACAGGAAUAUGAUAAUAUAAUUCUCAAUCUUUGGCUGUCUUCUCAUUCUAAGGCUGCACAUGAAAAUGAAAAAAACCUCCUUCUCAAUUACUUUAAAGCAGGGAAGCAAAUAAGACUUCCAUUGUAUUUUAGUUUGCAUAUUCAUUUAUUCCAGCCUCUUGCUUAAACAGAAAAGCCAUUGGAAAACAUUUUAACGAAACCCAGCAGGACUUUACAGGUUACCCUUCAGCACUGUCGCUCCCUUUGCUGCACUGGGCCCAGUUAGACUCCACUGUACCAGAGUUUUAAUUUAUCAAAUACAAUAAAGUCCAGUAAUGCUUCACUAUA